This is a messenger RNA of Anopheles moucheti, 1252 nucleotides long. RefSeq names its product mediator of RNA polymerase II transcription subunit 4 (gene MED4). Lineage: Eukaryota; Metazoa; Arthropoda; Insecta; Diptera; Culicidae. Gene Ontology annotation, cellular component: core mediator complex; mediator complex. Gene Ontology annotation, biological process: regulation of transcription by RNA polymerase II. Gene Ontology annotation, molecular function: transcription coregulator activity. The record is from RefSeq and is a predicted model, not a curated record. The transcript is spliced from 2 exons. The coding region runs from base 62 to 862 and encodes 266 amino acids.
ACUUCUGAUUUGUUUGGUCGGCUACUCCGUCGGGAAACAAUCUGUGCCGUGCGAUAUCAUCAUGUCCUCGUAUCAUCUCAGCACGCGAGAGCGGCUACUGGCCAUCAUAAACGAUAUAGAAAUCGUUGCCAAGGAACUGAUCGAGAACACCAUCGCUCCGAAGGCACAGAAAAUGUCCAGUACCGAUCACGCACAGCUGGUCGAACUGCUCGUCCUGAAAGAUAAGGAAUUGAAAUCAACCCUUCAGUUAGCUGCGGAACAGGCUGGUAUUGAGAAGAACAUGGAUGCGUUACGGGAGCAGGUGCGGAAACAGGACGAAGAGAUCAACCAGCUUCAGAAGCAGCUGAAGGAAGCGGAACAAAUUCUUGCUACGUCCAUAUUCCAAGCGCGACAAAAGCUGGCCAGUAUUACGAAGGCUAACAAAAGGCCAGUUUCUUCGGAGGAGCUUAUCAAGUUUGCCCACCGCAUCAGUGCGUCACAUGCGAUUUGUGCACCGCUUACUUGGCAGCAGGGUGAUCUGCGCCGCCCUUACCCAACAGACAUUGAGAUGCGACUAGGAUUCCUGGGAAAGUCGGAUCUCAACAUCAAUGGACACAAUCUGCAACAGCCCAACAGUUUGAACGAGAUGCAUCGAAACACGUCCGUGUCGGGAGCAGCGGGUGGUGCCGGAGCCGGCGGUGAGAUCCCGGUAUCCGCACAGAACCAGUUUGCAUGGCAUCCUUCCGGGGAGUUGCAUAUGUCGAUGGGCUCCGGUGGUGGAUCGGUUUCAUUGGACACACGGGCGCACAAAGAUGCAUCGCAGGAUGAUGUGGAAGUUAUGUCUACGGAAAGUUCUAGCUCGAGCUCUAGCGAUUCCCAAUGAGCGCUGGUGAUUGUGGUGAUUGUUUAGAAUUAAGUAUUUGCCGUGUAAUAUUAGCAUGUCGCACGUCGUGACUGGAAAAUGAAACGAACCCCUCUACUGAUUUCUAUCCAUGAAGCUUAUUUAUUUACGAACCAACUUCAGCAUACAAUAUGAAACACGAGCGAAAAGAUCUAGAACUAAAUAUCAAACAAGCAACAUUAUAGGUAACUAACCAAUCGUCAGACGUUGCCGGCUAUUCGAAGGAUUUUUCAAGGCACGAUGUGAUUCAACCAAUUUUGUUGGAUUUUUGUCAUGAAGAAAGAGUUAUCGGUUUUCCGGAUGAAGAAAAAGGACCUCUAACCAAAUCAGGAUCAAGGCAUUGAGCGAAAAAGAAAUAAACCAUGGGCGUUA